UUUCCGUAAAUAAAAUCGGUCACCAUUCUGUCUUCCUGUUGUGAAGUUAGCGGCAUGGAGAAGGCACGUUUCAUCGUAUCACGAUCGAAACAGCAUUUUGCGUUGCAAAUAGAAUUGUAGCUAUCUGAACACUUAUUUCAUUUUAUUUGUAAGACUGAAGCCUUUCAAAUACGUUUCUGUGAACGCAUUACCAUCAAACUAAUAGUAGCUAGCACAUUUAUAGCAAGCUGUAUAUAAGCUAACUGUAUUGUGUUGUCAUGCUUUAUGGUUCACAAUACUUGCUUACCACUCUGUAGCUCAGUCAAUUUAUUCGCACGCUAUUGUUGCCAUCAUUCCCUCCCCAGCGCGUGUGUGUAAAGCAUGGAGAUUGAGGGGAGAGAUUUCAUGAACACUCCCCCCUUGAAGACGGUGCGGUUUGGGGGAAAUGUUGUUGCCACGUUAGCGAAAUUCAAACAGGGAGACACCAGUGACUAUGAGUUGUUGAAACAUCAGCUGGCAGAUCCAGAUAUCAAGGAUGCCCAAAUCAUCAACUGGCUGCAGGAGUUCCGGAAUUGUGUGACACAACUCAGCAAAGACCAUGAGCAGCUGAUCUAUGUGGCUCUGAGGCUUCCGUGGCUGGGCCGAAGCCCUGCCGUAGUGGAGGAGUAUCUGUCCUUCCUCAGUAACCUGGUAUCUGCCCAGACGGUCUACCUCCGGGCCUGCCUCAAGAUGGUGGUCUCCAACUUCAAACCCAAGAGAGUGAAGAUCUGUGAGGGAGGAGUGGACAUCUCGGACUCUGAUGAUGACGAUGAAAACCUUCCAAGAAGUUUUGACCAGUGUCACCAGGCCCUGCAGCUGAUUGGCAGAUAUGUCCCAUCCACCAGCUGUUUCCUGAUGCCCAUUCUGAUUGAAAACUUUCCUUUUGUGCAGAAAUCUUCCAGAACCCUGGAGUGUUAUGUCCAUAACCUUCUGCGGGUGGCGGUGUACAUCCCCUCUCUACGACGAGACGUCCUGGAACUCAUCAUCAGUAGAAUGCUCAAACUGGACGUGAGUGCUCCCCGGGGAGAGAUAGAGGAGGUGGAGGAGAACACUGUGCAGCAGGAGUUGAAAGGAGAGCAGGAGGAGGAGGGCCUCUUUGACAUGGAUGAGGAUGUCUGUUCAGUGAAGUCCAGUCCGGCAGGGACCAAUGUGAUGGUCCACCCUGUCGCUGAGAGACUGGACACUCUCAUGGUUGUGCUGCUGGCCUUCAUCAAGGACAUGUGCCACGUCAACGGUUGUCUGGAUGUGGAGCGGACUAAGGAUCUGUACAAGGACCUGGUGUGUGUGUUUGAUAAACUUAUCCUACCUACACACGCCUCCUGUCACGUCCAAUACGCCCUCUUCUACCUCUGCAGCUUCAGACUGGCUCUGGCAGAGGCGUUUCUGGAACACCUGUGGAGGUUACUGCAGAGCCAGUCUCACCCGGCAGUACUGCGACAAUCUGCCGCUGGCUACAUGGGUAGCUUCCUGGCCCGUGCCAACUUCCUGCCCGUCGCUACGGUACGUGCGUGUCUGGACCUGCUGGUCCCCUGGCUCCACCUAUACAUAGACAGCCAGGACUCCGGCUCCCGGGCCUACUGUGACAUCACGCUACACGGGCCCUUCUACAACGCCUGCCAGGCUGUCUUCUACACACUCAUCUUCAGACACAGGAGCAUCCUGGAGGGCAACAUGAAGAAAGGGCUGGCGUACCUGCAGAGUCUCAACCUAGAGAGGAUAGUGAUGUGUCAGCUCAACCCUCUGAAGGUCUGCCUGCCUGCCGUCACCAACAUGUUUGCUGCCAUCACCAGAAAGUACCAGUUGGUGUUCUGCUAUACCAUCAUCGAGAGGAACAACCGCCAUGUUCUCCCCGUGGUCCGCAGCUCCGUGGGGGGCGACUGUGUGUCCACCAACACCAACCCCCUGGACAGUUUCUUCCCCUUCGACCCCUACGUGCUCAAGAGGUCAAGUAAACUCAUCGAGCCCCUCUACCAGGUGUGGGAGGAGCCAGCAGACACUGAGGUGGACACCGUCACCACCAAGAGAGUCAGACCGUGCUCGGAUGCAGAUGAGGAUGACUUCCUGCGAGGGGAGACGCCGGAGACAAAGGGGGUGAUGGGUAUGACCCCUGGCUCGUAUGAGUCACACCUCCACAGCCCCAGCAGUGUGGGCUCGCCGCCCAUCUCCUUCCUACAGAGACCCUUCUGACACCCCUGUAUUUAACAUGGACUAAUCCACAACCCCCAGAAAAAUGGACUAUUCUACAACCCUGAGCGCCUUCAUACAGAGACACCCAGCUUUAAAGUUUUCAAAUGGAAUAUUAAAUGAUCUUACCAUAGACCGGUUUAAAAUGGACGGGUACAUCCUUCCCUAUCAUCACUGAAGAGAAGUAUCAGUCGGAACCAUCUACAAUCACCACCCCAUCAAGAACCUACUCCAGGAUGCAAAAGAUUAUGAACACAGUGUACAAUGCGUGACUAGAGCUAUUAAUUUUAUAAUAAUGGUUCUGUUAAAGCAGUUAACAUGUUAUAACUGGUUAAUAGUGAAUAAGUUCAUUUAACUCAUCUAUGGAAAAUGUAUUUGUUUUAGCUAGGAUGGGAAAAUCGUAAGAUUUUGUGUUCUCAGCGAAGGUAACUGUAUUUACAAAAACAAAAUAUCUGACACUUUCAAUGGUUCAUUGAUUUUGGUUGUCUGAUCUACAAUUUGUGUCAAGUUCUGAACAACACAUACAGUGCCUUGCGAACGUAUUCGGCCCCCUUGAACUUUGCGACCUUUUGCCACAUUUCAGGCUUCAAACAUAAAGAUAUAAAACUGCUUGGAGCCAAAUACAGGACCAUUCUGGAAGAAAACCUGAUGGAGUCUGCAAAAGACCUGAGACUGGGACGGAGAUUUGUCUUCCAACAAGACAAUGAUCCAAAACAUAAAGCAAAAUCUACAAUGGAAUGGUUCAAAAAUAAACAUAUCCAGGUGUUAGAAUGGCCAAGUCAAAGUCCAGACCUGAAUCCAAUCGAGAAUCUGUGGAAAGAACUGAAAACUGCUGUUCACAAAUGCUCUCCAUCCAACCUCACUGAGCUCAAGCUGUUUUGCAAGGAGGAAUGGGAAAAAAUGCCAGUCUCUCGAUGUGCAAAACUGAUAGAGACAUACCCCAAGCGACUUACAGCUGUAAUCGCAGCAAAAGGUGGCGCUACAAUGUAUUAACUUAAGGGGGCUGAAUAAUUUUGCACGCCCAAUUUUUCAGUUUUUGAUUUGUUAAAAAAGUUUGAAAUAUCCAAUAAAUGUCGUUCCACUUCAUGAUUGUGUCCCACUUGUUGUUGAUUCCUCAAAAAAAAUACAGUUUUAUAUCUUUAUGUUUGAAGCCUGAAAUGUGGCAAAAGGUCGCAAAGUUCAAGGGGGCCGAAUACUUUCGCAAGGCACUGUAUUUAUAUAAUUUUACAAAUUGUAAACAUGUUCCCUUAUUGAAAUUCUUAACCAGAACAGAUACUUGUAAGAAAGGUCACCUGCAGUAGAUGAAAAGGGAAACAUAUCUGUAAACUUGUGCUUGUAUGUAUGGAGUAUCAAUUACAUAGUUGACAAACUGUAAAUAAAAGUCAAACUAUUUGUGG
This is a messenger RNA of Oncorhynchus kisutch (coho salmon), 3599 nucleotides long. RefSeq names its product RNA polymerase I-specific transcription initiation factor RRN3-like. The transcript is spliced from 17 exons. Lineage: Eukaryota; Metazoa; Chordata; Actinopteri; Salmoniformes; Salmonidae. The record is from RefSeq and is a predicted model, not a curated record. Gene Ontology annotation, cellular component: nucleus. Gene Ontology annotation, molecular function: RNA polymerase I general transcription initiation factor activity; RNA polymerase I core binding. Bases 361 to 2205 code for a protein of 614 amino acids. Gene Ontology annotation, biological process: transcription initiation at RNA polymerase I promoter.